Molecule: messenger RNA, 1034 nt
Organism: Cervus elaphus (red deer)
Lineage: Eukaryota; Metazoa; Chordata; Mammalia; Artiodactyla; Cervidae
Product: peptidyl-prolyl cis-trans isomerase-like 3
Exons: 1
Coding region: 337-822 (161 amino acids)
Biological process (GO): protein peptidyl-prolyl isomerization; protein folding
Cellular component (GO): catalytic step 2 spliceosome
Molecular function (GO): peptidyl-prolyl cis-trans isomerase activity
Source: RefSeq, a predicted model, not a curated record
CCUAGUGUAAUUAUUGAAUGAGCCCCCUUUCAAGGUCAGAAGUGUUCCUGGUGGGGAACAAAUCAUACAUUCUCUCCCUAGUUCUUCUCGUUUGGGUUACAGAUAGGGAUGGGGGAAGGGAGGACGCGAACAGGCAAGGGGCGUUCUCUCUAAUGGGUCUCUUGCUCGACUUCCGGUGGCAUUUCGAAUCUACAGACCCGUGGGGGCACCUACGAUUGCAUCUUUGCUGUUUUAGCAACAACUGUGCUAAUCGAAGUGGUUAAAGGCUCGUUUUUGAACUUCUCUCAAAAAACUCUGAGAAAGUAACAGUGCUCCCUGAAACCAUCAAGAAAGAAAAUGUCGGUGACAUUGCAUACAGAUGUAGGUGAUAUUAAAAUAGAAGUCUUCUGUGAAAGGACACCCAAAACAUGUGAAAAUUUCUUGGCUCUUUGUGCCAGUAAUUACUACAAUGGCUGUAUAUUUCAUAGAAAUAUCAAGGGUUUCAUGGUUCAAACGGGAGAUCCAACAGGUACUGGAAGGGGAGGUAACAGUAUCUGGGGCAAGAAGUUUGAAGACGAAUAUAGUGAAUAUCUUAAGCACAAUGUUAGAGGUGUUGUAUCUAUGGCUAAUAAUGGCCCAAAUACUAAUGGGUCUCAGUUUUUCAUCACCUAUGGGAAGCAGCCACAUCUGGACAUGAAAUACACAGUAUUUGGCAAGGUGAUAGAUGGUCUGGAGACUCUAGAUGAACUGGAGAAGUUACCCGUAAAUGAGAAGACAUAUCGACCUCUUAAUGAUGUACACAUUAAGGACAUAACUAUUCAUGCCAACCCAUUUGCUCAGUAACUAUAAUAGACCUGGACAGAUACUUGGCAAGCUAUUCAGGGAACACACCUAUUAUGGUUCACUCAGUUUUAAUUAUGUCAAAGAUUGCAGCUUUGUUUACAACUAAGAUCUUCUGUGAGGUGCUGGUACCAAGAGGGGACAAACAGUGUUUAGUCCUAUUUUUAGGGCAUAUUCUAUGACUAUUAUCUAAUGCAUUUCUUUAAUUAAAAAAA